Molecule: messenger RNA, 9370 nt
Organism: Patella vulgata (common limpet)
Lineage: Eukaryota; Metazoa; Mollusca; Gastropoda; Patellidae
Product: ATP-binding cassette sub-family C member 5
Exons: 31
Coding region: 151-4374 (1407 amino acids)
Biological process (GO): transmembrane transport
Cellular component (GO): membrane
Molecular function (GO): ATP binding; ABC-type transporter activity; ATP hydrolysis activity
Source: RefSeq, a predicted model, not a curated record
GGACGCUUUAAAUAGUUACAACACGAUUUUUCUGAAAAAAAAAACGCACGUUGAAAAGAAGUAAAAUACCGGAACAGUCCAUCUCAGAACACAAGAACAAAAUCGGAACAUGACAGCAAUAUAUUUGUGUGUUGACCAGUAAAAGAUGGAAUGGCUUCGUGUAGUAAAAAAUCAAGACAGAGUAACACAUCCAAUGGAAGAUCUGUAUUUCGUUCCAUUAGUCAGGCCUUCCCUCAUUAUGGACCUGUUGACAUGGGAACUAUUACGAAGGUACCUAUCUCAAAGGCUAGAGUUAUUUCCCUUAUUACGUUUUCCUGGUUGACACCUGUCAUGAUGUGUAUAUAUAAAAAGGGAAUUGUAUCUGUGUUAGGAUUACAAUGGUGGGAAGAAGACACUGCUGAAGCUAAUGUUAAUCUUUUAAGUGAGUAUUGGAAGAAGGAGAUGGAAGAGCGUGGUACAGAGAAAGCCAGUUUGGGUAGAGCUAUCAGAAAAGCAUACAGUAGCAGAAUUAUUUGUUCUUUAUUGUCAGUCCUAUUUAGUUUAACUUUUUCAUUUGUAGCAUAUGCUGGUAUUUUACGACUUCUGUUAGAUCAUGUUGCUUCUGUUAAAUCUGACAUUGUUGAAGGUUGUGUUAUUGUUACUAGUCUCAUUGUUUGUGAAUUAUGUCGAUCUUUAUCUUACUCACUCACCUGGGCACUUAAUUAUUGGAAUGGUGUACGGGUGAGAAGUGCUAUUAUGGGAUUGUUUUAUAGAAAAAUAACAAAGUUACGUAGUUUACACGAUAAAAAAAUAGGCGAGUUAGUAAAUAUGUGUAGUAAUGAUGGCCAGAGAUUAUUUGAAGUUAUGGCGAAUGGACCAUUUGUUAUUGGUGGACCGGUUGUAUUUUUAGCCGGUUCUAUAUAUCUGGGCUUUUUGAUUGGUGUGUGGGCUUUAAUUGGAUGUGCAACCUAUGUUAUGUUUUUUAUUAUUUUAAAAUUUGUUGCUGGUUGGACAGAGAAAUUUAGAAGUGAAGCUAUACAACAUACUGGUGAUAGGGUUGGCCUAAUGACUGAAAUAUUAACAUGCAUGAAACUUAUUAAAAUGAAUGCUUGGGAAACAGCUUUUACAAACAGAAUUAACUGCAAACGAAAAAAAGAGAAAAGUGUUUUAGAAAAAGCUUUAUUCCUUCAAAGUGUUAUGACAUCAUUAGUACCUAUGAUGCCAGUUUUGGCAUCUGUAUUUAUUUUUUUAGCUUAUAUUUUAUCAGGAAAUAAUCUAACAGCAUCGCAGGCAUUCACUUUAGUCUCUGUAUUAUAUGCUAUGAGUUUUUCUCUGGCCUUAAUGAUGCAUGGUGUUAGAACUUUAUCAGAAGCAUCAGUUGCUGUCAGUAGAUAUAAGGAAAUUUUAUUAAUGGAUGAAAUUAUUGAACAUAAAAAAAUAGAAGAUGAUGAUAUAGCUAUUCUUAUAAAAGAUGCAUGUUUAAGUUGGGAUGCUCCUCAAGAGGAAUAUCUAGAAUGUGAAGAUAGUGUAACUAACGCUGUACUAGUAGAUGAUGUACCAUAUAUAAACAAUAGUAUGACUACCUAUAGUACACGAGAUGAAGAAGAUGGGGAGAACAAUGAUGAUUAUGAUGAUGAUGUAUUUGAUGAAGAAAGAGCUCUGUGUGAAUUAAAGAGAGAAGGAAGUAAAAUAGAUUUGUAUGAUAUUGAUAUUACUAUAAAAAAGGGAAAUCUUGUUGGUAUAUGUGGUAUGAAAGGAAGUGGAAAGAGUUCUUUACUAGGAGCACUUUUAGGACGGAUGGAUUUCAAGUCCGGAUCAAUUGGUGUUAAUGGCAGUGUUGCUUACUUAAGCCAAGAACCCUGGAUAAUCAAUGCUACAGCCCAAGAAAAUAUUUUGUUUGGUAAACCUUUGCAACCAGACAGGUAUAAAACUAUAAUAGAAGCUUGUCAUUUGAAUGAUGAUUUUGAAACUUUUGGUGCCAGUGAUAAAGUGGAAAUUGGAGAUCGUGGAAUUACUUUAAGUGGAGGACAGAAACAGAGAAUAUGUUUAGCUCGAGCUCUGUAUAGUAAUAGUGAUAUCUAUUUAUUAGAUGAUCCUUUAUCAGCUCUAGAUAUCAUUAUUGGUAGACACGUGUUUCAUCAAUGUAUUAGAAAAAUUCUCAAAGAUAAAACUGUUCUCUUUGUUACACAUCAUCUAGAGUAUUUGAUUAGCUGUGAUAAAGUAAUCAGAAUGCAGUCUGGUAGAAUAGCUGAGAUGGGAACACAUAAAGAACUAGUGAUGGCAGGAAAAGAUUAUUUUGAAUUGUUUAAUUUAUAUCAAAGUAAAUAUGAAGAUAUUAAAAGAGAAAGAAUUAAAUCAGCUAUACAUCGAGAAGAUCGUAAAUCUGUACAGCAUGGUUUCUCAAAGAAAGAAUUAUUACGAGCUUUAAGUCAUAUAUCUAUAAAAGAAGGUUUACAAAAACAAUACAGUAUUAUGUCAUCAACCAGUGUUACAGCUGCUGCUUUAGGAGACUAUGAUUAUAUUGAUAUAGAUGAUUUGGUAGCAGCUCAACAGAGUAGUGAGAACCAGUUACCAAAGAAAGUUUUCCAUAGUUACAUAAAAGCUGCAGGCGGCUAUAUAGUAGUUAUAUUAGUGCUAAUAGUAUUUAUAUUUAGUAUUGGUUUACAGACGGGAGCUAAUUGGUGGCUUGCUCACUGGCUGUCCCAAAGUGAACAGAAUAUAUCUAGAAAUAGUAGUGAAGUUGUUUAUACCAGGAAUAUUGCUGAUGAUCCUAAUGUACAUAUUUAUUCACUGGUUUAUGGUCUGUUUGUUGUCUGUAUGAUAAUUGCUGUUGUUUUGAGAGGUUUAUUGUUUGUUAAGUUAUUACUUCGAGCUGCUAGUCAGCUUCAUAAACGGGUAUUAGUACAAACCAUGAAAUGUCCAAUGAAAUUCUUUGAUACAACACCUAUUGGUAUAAUAUUGAACAGGUUUUCAGCAGACAUGGAUGAACUUGAUGUUCGUUUACCAACUAACUGUGAAAUGUUCCUACAAAAUGUCUUCCUGGUUUUCUUUGCCCUGGCCAUGAUCUGUUAUAUUUAUCCCUGGGAUUUAUUAGCUGUUUUACCACUUGCCAUUUUAUUUAUUAUCCUUGCUUUGAUGUUUGCUCCCACCCUCCAACAGUUGAAGUAUGUGGACAACGUCACCCGAGCGCCGUUUCUUAGCCAUCUCGCCACCACAGUCGAGGGCAUUUCCACCAUACAUACAUUAGGUCAAGCAGACAGAUUUUCUAAGCAGUUUAGUGAAAUGCUGGAUCGUAAUGCUGUUCCGUUUUUUCUGUUUUAUGCUGCUAAUCGUUGGUUAGCUUUGUUUCUAGAUCUGAUGACGAUAGUUGUUAUUGGUGUUACUGGCUAUUUAGUUGUUUUAACUAAGCAACCAGAUAAUUCGGCUUUAGCUGGUCUAGCUUUAUCAUUUGCUGUUCAGAUAACUAGUAUAUUACAAUAUACAUUACGACUAGGUAUAGAAACUGGUUCACGUUUCUCAUCAGUACAGAGAAUACAAGACUACAUUGAGAAUCUUCAAACAGAAGGAGCCGUAGCCAGUGAACGUUGUAGUGUAUUAUCUGAUUGGCCUAAAGAGGGUGGUAUAGUAUUUAACAAAUACAAGAUGAGAUAUAAUGAAGGUCUUCCAUUAGCUAUGAAAGGUUUAUCAUUAACUAUUAAACCUAAAGAGAAAAUAGGAGUAGUUGGAGCAUCAGGAUCGGGAAAAUCAUCACUUGGUGUAGCUUUAUUCCGUUUGUCAGAAGCAGCAUCUGGUGCCAUUUAUAUUGACGGUAAAAAUAUACGAGAUAUUCAACUGUCUGUCCUACGAUCUCAUCUUUCUAUACUAGUACAAGAACCAGUUUUAUUUGGAGGAACAUUAAGAUAUAAUUUAGAUCCUACAUGCCAAUAUCAUAGUGAUGAAGAUUUAUGGAAAGCUUUAGAAAAAUGUCAUAUGAAAGGAAAGAUUUCUGAAUUAGAUAAAAAAUUAGAUACAAUAGUUGAAGAAAGUGGGCGUAAUUUUUCUAUGGGUGAAAGACAAUUGUUGUGUCUAGCCAGAACUCUUCUCAGACAUAAUAAGAUAUUAAUAUUAGAUGAAGCUACAGCAUCAGUAGAUACUAGAACAGAACAUCUAGUACAACAAACAAUACAAGAUGUAUUUAAAGAUUGUACAGUUUUAGUCAUAGCACACAGAUUAAAUACUGUAUUAAAUUGUGAUAAAGUUAUUGUGAUAGAUAACGGAAAGGUGGUGGAGUUUGAUUGUCCCAAUUCUCUAUUAAAUAAAUCUUCCUCCAAACUCAAACUAAUGCUUGAUGCCAUGAAAUCUCAACCUAAAGAAUCUAUGUCGGAAGAACAAGUAACAGGGGAGGUAAUCAGCUAACCAAAGUAGCUCCUGUUGCAGAAGUAGAACUUCGUAAUAUGAUGUUCUUUAGUCAAUAUUUUUGAACAAUUUCUUGGUUUUUUUUUGCUAUAUUUUUGCUUGCUUGAAUUACAAAUGUCUCCCAGACCCAUGGGUGUGAAACAAAGUCCUUUAUUGUAUAUUUUAAGCUCUAUUUAUUAUAAUUUAUUCUGUUGCUUUAGAAAAAUGUAUCCUAGAACUGUUUAUGUAAAUAAUAUAUUUUGGAAAUAAUAAAAACAACCACUAAGGCAUUAAUGCAUGUGAAGUACCACACACUGCAUUACAUGGGCUAUACUAUAUACCGGAAAACAUUGGAAACACUGGAAAACUACCGGAAAACACCAUGUUAUACUGAAUACUGGAAAAACACUAAAUACCGGAAAACACACUAAAUACCGGAAAACACCCUAAAUAGGUAACCCAGAGAAGGGCUAUACUAUAAACCAGAAACUAACCCUAACCCAAACCCAGGCACACAGAGGACCAGAAUCAAGAUUACCUAUUUAGGGUGCCAGUCUCUGGGUUACCUAUUUAGGGUGCCAGUCUCUGGGUUACCUAUUUAGGGUAUUUUACGGUAUUUAGUGUGUUUGUCGGUAUUUAGUGUUUUUCCGGUGUUUUCCAGUAUUCAGUAUAACAUGGUGUUUUCCGGUAGUUUUCCAGUGUUUUCCAGUAUAUAGUAUUGUCACAUUACACUAUUUAAACAAUUUUUCAAAAAUAUAAAGAAGUCAAUAUGUUCUUUGAGUUUACUCCGGUACUGAUGUUGGUGCUGAUUUAAAUAAUUGGUUAUAAAACAUUAAAAAUAAGCCCCAAAAGUAUCGGAAUAUGUUGCAUUGAACUACUUAAAUUUGAUUGAAUGUGUGUUCACUUAACUUCUUCAAAAGUGUUAUUUGUAUAUGUUUAAUUUUAGUGAAUUGCCAGAAUUGUUUGUAAUUAUGAAGAUAAUUUCAUUUCAACAGGUCUGAUUUUUCUCUGAGGUCAAAUAAAAAAACCAGUGUCAUUGAUCCGUCAAUAAAAUAGCUGUUAAAUCGCAGUUUUUCAAAAUCCUGUUGUCAACUGUUCAAAAGUAAUAGGACCCCUUUAUGGUUUUAAACUGAUUGUUCUUUGCAGGUACGUCAUAGGUUGUGAACAUUAUUUAUACUGCUUCAUAGAGAAGAGUAUAAAAAGCUGAAUUUAUGCUCUCCAAUAAAACUGCAUUUAUUAAACUAAUCUUUCAAUUUUAUUAAAAUAUAUUAUUAUGAAAUGAUUAAAUUUAUUACAUGUUAUUUUUAAAGAAUAGAUUAAAGGGGCAACAUGCCAAAUACCUCAUAAAUAAUAUAAUAGUAUGUACUAUGUUAAAGGUAUAUUAUGUAUGAUUUAGAUAAAGAGCUGCCUGUUCUCACUAUAACAGUUUAAAAAUAAAUAACGAAAAAUGAAUAUAUUGAAAAUUUCAGUUAAACAUACAUUACGCAAGAGCUAAAUCUGCCUAUUGCAAGUCUUUAUUUAGGCUUCAGAUGUUAUCGAAAUUAUUAAUUAGACCUUUAUUUACACAACAAGCUCAAAAUCAACCCUGUAGACCCACGGAUGGCUUGGAUACAGUUUGGAUUUAAACAGUCGUCAAUUUAAAAUUAAAUCAAUAAAUGGCGGACCAAGCUAACGUUUACCGUUAGUCGCUGAUGUCACUACCGGAAACUGGUGAUGAAAGGCCUGCCAAGUGAGGCUACCAUAGCCAUUGAGCAUGUUACUUGAUAAUCGAGAAUAUGUGGCUGGAGCUAUCGUCUGUCAAUCAAACAAUCGCCAAUUCUCAUAGACGGUGCGAACACAAUUGAUACCUAUUUCUAGUCCAAACUUCCAACAGUGACAAUUCCUUUCAGAAUAGAGUAAUUUGACUAAAAUUUUCAACAUUUUCUUUUAUUAUAGCAAGAAUGGCCAACUCUUUAUAAAACUCUUAACUAAAUGUAUCUUUAAGUUACUUUAUUCUGAUCAAAGUUUUGAAUAUUUGAAGUUUUUACAAGAAAUAGCGUUAAUCAAUCUGAUUAAAACACAGAUCUUAUUUCGGUGUGUUCUUUAUAGUUCAAAAUUUUGUUUUACUUGUCUUCACUAAACUAAGAUCUGGAAGGAAUGUUAAAUAACCCACAUUCUGGUUGAUGUGAGGGAUUAGCAAUCAAAUCGUCUGUCAUGCGGAACUGUGUGUAGACAUUUGCAGUGAUAGAAAAUAUAUCAAGCAAAAGUUGUAUUUCUGAAUAUCCAAUUGGAUCACUGAUGCUGAUUGGUUAUUCGAAUGACUGACAUCAUCUUCAUGUAGAAGAGGACAUUAAAAGUAUAGAUAAACGAAAUGAAAUACAGGUUCGAAUUUUAAUCAGAUUGGGCGUAAAUAGUCUGGAUUGUCAAGUACCAUUGCUAUGAUAAGUCUUGAUUGUCCAUUUUAACGAAAAUAUGACAAUGUCUAAUCCAUUUAAUAUCUCAGCCAUCCGAUGUUCUAGAGAGUUGAAUAAGUGUCUAAAUAAUAAUUUAUAUAACAUUUGAAUCCAGAAAAAAACCUGGCAAUAGACAGAUUUAGCUCUUACAUAAUGCAUCUUUAAUAGGCUAGCUUUUAUGAUAAAGCAGAAUUGUUGUUUUAUGGCAGGUGUAGAUCGAUACUAUUAAUUCAUCCAUAUGCCUUAAAUUUUGCUAAGAAGACUUUUGACUAUGUAUUGUUAACUCCUUUUGAGUAUCAUUUUGCUUGUUGAGCCUUUAAAAAAUAAAUAAUAGUUUCCCAUUCUAUUAAAGCCUUAGUGCAUCAUUUGUGAUUGCUAAAAUAUUCUUACAUUGAUUAUUUAACAUUUAAUUAAAAAAACAGCAUCAAAAUAUCAACUGUAGAUAAUCUCAGUCGGAUUAAAAGAAGGCACAUCAAAAGAUUUCAGACGGCUUGUUUGUGAGGGCUGUAAACAAAAUGGCCUUAAACCAAAACAGCCCACAAGUUUGGACAAAACAGACAUAAAGUAUUAGUCAAAACAAACAUAGAUUGGCCAUAAGGGCCAUAAAAAAUGAAUAUGAUCAAUUAAAUGAUAUAUUUAGAUAAAUUUGGUUUGUUUUGAUUCAAGUACAGUUCGGUUGUUUUUGGUUUUAAAACGCCCACAUUGAAAGGUGGUCGUAUAUUGUCGUCGCCCCCAUCCGUCAAUCGUCCACGAUUGCUAAAGUUAAUAUACAAUUCACUUAAAAUUUAUACGCAGUGCUUAAGGUCAUGAGUUGAAAAAUCCUAUUGAUUUUAGAGAACAUAGUUAUCAUCUGAUUGAUUUUAUAUUUAUGCACCAUGUUUAUGAUUUUAUAUUUAUGCACCAUGUUUAUGCUUAUAUAUAAUCGUUUUGAUUGACUUUAGAUUGAUACACAGAGUUUAAGAUCUUGAGACGAACAAAUAUAUUGAUUUUCAAUGAUUUUUGAUAACUUGAACAGCUAAAUCCAUGAUAUUAAGUGUUUUGUAUACUAAAUGUUAGCAUGGGCAUACAAAUUCUAAUGAUCUUCUGAUAAUUACUUAAUGAGUUGUUACUCUUACUCUUAAUCAGAUUUUAGUGUAUUAUAAAUGUUUCAUUACCGACAAAAGUAAAAAUAUGCGACAACUCUUGUUGACUGCCCGGACGGACGUAUGUUUCAUUGCCUGUCAAUCUAUCUUUGUCUGUUCUGACCAUAUCCUGUUUUUACUGUCCACAGAGGAUAUUGAAAAUUGAAUGUUGCGAAAUUUUCAAUUUAUCAUGUCUUUAUAAUGUUGAAGGUAAUGGAACAAUUUUUGGACUGAUUCUUUUUAGAGAUUAAACAUUCACAAUAUUGUAGUCUGCAGGGGACGUACCUAUCUCUUAAAUGGUGUUCAGAGACUUUAAUUGAAUAACAUGCUGGUCAUGUUUAUUAUAUAUACUUAUCUUUUGCUAUAUAUGUACAAUGUACUAUCAUAUAUAAAUAUUUCCUGUGGAAUUGUUAUAUACAUGUAUAGUCAAGUUAUAGUUUAUAUUUUAUGCCAACUUUUUUUUUUAUAUAAAUGUUUAUUUGAUUUUUUACACUAUACAAUCUUUGUUAGAUAUUGAUUUGAAUAUGAAGGACUUUAUAACAAUUAUUUCAAAAUCAUCAUAGAGAUAAUGAGACCUCCAAUUAAUAAUGCAGGACCUUAACCAGUGAGCACCUGUAAACCAGGUAAUGAUAGCCUUGUGAGACCUGUAAAUUGGAUCUACUAGUGUAUAUGUAGUCGCAAAUAUCACUAUACCGCUAUUUGCCACACCCUUGUUAAUCAAUCAUAAUUUGACACCGGAUAUGGCAUUCAGUCCAGCAAGGCUUCGAUUGAUGUUUCAAAGGGAAAGCAAUCCAAGAGUUGUGAAUAAAAGAACAAAUAAAAGGACACGGUCCCAAAAUGUAUGUUUGUCUGAAUCAAUUACAGAAAUAAAAUCUACAAUCUAUAACAUACUCACCAAGAAAAGAAUGUUAAUGGACAAAGUUUUCCAAAGAGCAAUAAUGGUUCAUUUCAAGUUUUAGUUUCAGUUGGUAUUGAGUAAACGCGUUGUUUGUCGGGUGUUGCGCUUGUGUACUAACUCAACUCACACAAAGAGAGUUAUUUUCAUCUAACUUAUUGUGUUGGAUAAAAUAACAAAUGGUCCAACUUGGUAAUAUUUUUAAAACUCAAAACCUGAUCUAGUGUCAUCUUUCAAAUAUAUCUAUUAUUCAAAAUUAAAACAUACCUGAAUCAUAAAAUUGAUAAUUCUAAAAACUUUAGUUUAUGGUUUGUACCAAUGUGAAAAUAAACAGUAUUUUUAUACUCCCAUGAGGACUUUAGCUAUUGCCCCUGUCCAUAGGUUACAUAAAACAGAUUAAAUAACAUUUGAUCUUUUUAAUAUAGGUUGUUUUACAUUAGUAAGGUGAGGAAGCCAAGUGAAUUUAAUGAAUUUCAUUAAUCACUUUUAGAGUUAUACCCUAAAAUCUUGUGAACUCUCUAAUUUAAAGAUACAUUAUGGGAGAUUAAAUAAAGAGCUGGUAGUUCUCA